UCCCGAUAAAAAUCCAGCACCGCCUAUUCCCUUCUUUCUCAACUUCUCUUUUAACGCUGCAAUUGCAGCUGAGAAGCAUUAGAUACCCCAAAUCUUUGGCUUAUUUCUACAUAUUCACCCUUUAAUUUUCUUAACUUUUCAAUUUAGUCCAACAUGCUUUUAAGGAGCGCAUCGAUGCCGUUACUUAAUUCAUGGGUCCCACACUCGAAGGAGCCGUCGCCGGAGCUCGAUUCGUUGCACCUGAUUGGCCGAACCCGAUCCGUUUCGCUCAGGAUUUUGUGUUCGAGCUCGAGCUCGAGCUCGAUUUCUGUUGGGUCGGGCGAUGACCCAAGCAGGAGGAUGACGAGGGCGGUGUCGGAGACGGAUCUGAGGGAGAUGGUGGUCCCUAAGAUGAGAGAAGUUAAGCGAAACAAUGGGAUCUUGAAUACGAUCUUUGUUGAGGAAGAAGAGGAGGUGGAGAGAGAAGAAGCUGGAUUUCAGUGGCGGAGAACGGCGUCGCUCGCGGUGGAGGAAGAGUGUGAAAUUGGCGGGGCUGAUGGUGGUGGUAGAUCGGACAGUGGUGGUGAUAACGAAUGGAGCUCGUGGGAUUCGAAUAACGGAAACGAUGGUACCGAGUUGUAUUAUCAGAAAAUGAUCGAGGCUAAUCCUGGAAAUUCACUUCUCCUCAGCAAUUACGCUAGAUUCUUAAAAGAGGUUCGUGGGGAUUUCGUGAAAGCCGAGGAAUACUGCGGGAGGGCGAUCUUGGCUAAUCCAAAUGACGGGAAUGUUCUAUCUAUGUAUGCUGAUUUAAUCUGGGAAACUCACAAAGAUAGUUCCAGAGCUGAAACUUACUUCGAUCAAGCUGUUAAAGCAGCUCCUGAUGACUGUUUUGUGCUAGCAUCAUAUGCAAGGUUUCUUUGGGAUGCUGAGGAAGAAGAAGAUGGGGAAAAUUUGAGUGAAGUACCAGAGCCAAGCUUUAUCCAUGGAGUUUCUUCAAUGCCUCCACCUUUGACUGCUGCUUCUUAAGAGCCUUCUCUGACAUGGCUUGUAUAUUUAGCUAUUUUUCUGACUUUUUUUGUUCAUGUUACCUUUUUCUUUGUUUUUAAGUAGAAAUGAUAUGAGUGAAUUAUGUGUAGUUAUUGAGAACUCUGUUUUGCCUUUUCUCAUCCUUGGUAAUACCAUAUAAUGUAAAAGGAAAUAUAAAUAAUAUAUGAAAAAUAAAUCUUCCAGUGAA
This is a messenger RNA of Gossypium raimondii (Peruvian cotton), 1213 nucleotides long. RefSeq lists its product as uncharacterized. Bases 154 to 1005 code for a protein of 283 amino acids. The record is from RefSeq and is a predicted model, not a curated record. Gene Ontology annotation, molecular function: protein binding. The transcript is spliced from 3 exons. Lineage: Eukaryota; Viridiplantae; Streptophyta; Magnoliopsida; Malvales; Malvaceae.